Molecule: messenger RNA, 750 nt
Organism: Lepus europaeus (European hare)
Lineage: Eukaryota; Metazoa; Chordata; Mammalia; Lagomorpha; Leporidae
Gene: STPG4
Product: sperm-tail PG-rich repeat containing 4
Exons: 7
Coding region: 1-741 (246 amino acids)
Biological process (GO): epigenetic programing of male pronucleus
Cellular component (GO): male pronucleus; germinal vesicle; female pronucleus
Molecular function (GO): chromatin binding; histone binding
Source: RefSeq, a predicted model, not a curated record
AUGGAUCAGCAGGGCGUCACCAUCACCUCCAGCGCCGGAGCACGGGAGGAUCUGGAGCGGGAAUUGCUCGCCGCGGCGUCGAAACCAACACGGAAGUCUUCAUAUUUUGAAAGAGAAGGAUGGUGGAGAGUAGCAUUAACAAAUACUCCUAUACCUGGCACAUACCACCUGAAAACUUUCAUUGAAGAAUCCUCAUUAAAUCCAGUGAUAGCAACGUACAAUUUUAAAAACGAAGGAAGGAAAAAACCACCUCUCGUGCAAAGAAACAAUCCAGUCCUGAAUGAUCUUCCACAGUACAUGCCUCCUGACUUCCUGCACCUGCUAAACAAGCAAGCGGCCACUUACUCGUUCAAAGACAGGCCUCGGCCCAGCCCCAGCACGCUGGUGUACAAGGAUAAGUCUCUUCGGCUUUGCCCGGGGCAGUACGAGGUGCUUCCCGCCCCAGUUCCCAAGUUCCCUUCCAGGAGCUUCGUGUUCCGUUCUGCAGUUCAAAGAUUCCCAACAGGCUGCUUCAUACCUCACGAAGGCCCGGGACCGGGUCAUUAUAACUUGCAAAUACCACCACCAAGUUGUAUUACUUCUUGUUUCCAAUCCAGAGUCCCUCGGUUCUUGCCCAGCGGCUCAAAAACUCCAGGCCCGGGAACCUACACGUCUAUAAUACAGUUCCCUAAGCAGUCCGCAACUGUAGCCAAAAUGGGCAAAGGACACAGCCUCUUCUUCAACAACACAAUGGGCUUUUAAAAUAAAGCG